GACUUCCUUGAUAUAAAUAUUAUGUCUAAAACAUUUUUUGGCUCAGUUGUCACUGAGCUUUAGUUAAAAAAUCUUUAGAGAAAAUAGGAAAAAUGGUGCAAAAACUAUUAAUUAUUGCAAGUGUUAUAAUUAGUUUAACAAAUGCUUCGGCUCCAUCUAUCACGCCGUGCGUAUCAACUGACUCGGACUGCAUUACCGAAAAUGCCAGGAGAUUAAUACCCGUGUUCGCCGAUGGCAUACCAGACUAUGGAGUCAAGACUGCUGAUCCAAUUACCUUUAAGAGCAUAGACGCAAGUUCACCGAAUCUAAAAUUCCUCCUGAGUGAUCUUACUGUGAAAGGUUUGAGGAAUUGUAAAGCAAUCAAAUUGGCUCGUAGCAACGUAAAAUAUAGCUUGUUUCUAAAAUUGUCCUGUGCUCUGACUAUCGAUGGUGAUUAUGAAAUGGAAGGCGAGAUUCUUGUCCUGAAAAUUGUUGGAAAAGGGAAAGUCCACGCUUUUCUCCCAAACAUUGAAAUAACGGCGGAUCUAGAAACGGUCGAGAAGGAAAAGAAUGGCGAAAAAUACUUGAGGAUCAAGAAAUUCAAUCAUAGUUUCGACCUUAAGGCCAAGUCUGACCUUAAGUUUGAAGGCUUGCUAAAAGACAAUCAAGUGUUGGCUCAGGCUACCGAGGACCUUCUUCAGAAUAGCAGUAAUGAAGUUAUCAAGGAAAUUGGAGGCAAAGUAGUCGAGACCGUUGUUACCGGAGUGAUAGAAAACGUCAAUCAUUUCUUCGGAAAACUGCCACUGAAAGAGUAUUAUCUGGACUGAUCGUGUUCUGUAUGGAUUGGCUUAAUUAAAGGACUGUUUUGUUAAA
Helicoverpa armigera (cotton bollworm) is the source of this 852-nucleotide messenger RNA. RefSeq names its product protein takeout. Bases 93 to 806 code for a protein of 237 amino acids. The transcript has 5 exons. The record is from RefSeq and is a predicted model, not a curated record. Lineage: Eukaryota; Metazoa; Arthropoda; Insecta; Lepidoptera; Noctuidae.